AUGCGCUCCAAGAUGCGCUCCCCCAAAAUCACAUCCGUGAAACCAUCCAUAUACCCAGCAUUAACCUUCAACAUCAUCCGCGCCGCCGCCCUCCUUGCCUCUAUCGUCGUCGGCCUCAUCCUCGCCGUGUUUAUUUACCAUCUCCACGCCGACGGCUAUAAACUGCCCUUUGCCUUUUUGAUCCUCCUCAUCACCGCCGUCUUCUCCCUCCUCAAUGUCCUCUUCACAACAGUCAUCAACUGCAGCUGCGGCCUCUCACCCAAACUCUCCAUAAUCCUCAACAUCAUCCUUCUCCUCCUCUGGCUCCUCUCCCUCGCCCUACUCAGCUACAGCAUGUCCGGCACAAUCCUGACAAAAUGCACAACAGCCGACUGGGCCAAUUCAACCGGCAUAUCCGUCUGCCGCUCCUACAAAGCCCUCUUCUCCUUCACCGUCAUCGGCACAGCCGCCUACAUCGCCUCCAUCACCCUGGACGUCAUCGUCCGCCGCCGCGUCAACAGAUUAGGCGUCUACAACCCAAUGGAAAGCGCCGCAAUGCUGGGCGAAGAUCCCGCCGACGUAAAGCUGGCUAAUCGUCGCAGCGAUCCGUUCGCGUAUGAUCCUGACCCAACACCUCCCGUCAUGGCCGGUGGAAAUCACUACGGUGAUGUCCCCGCCUAUUCGCAUGCUUAUUCGCAUUCUUAUUCCAAUUCGCUCGAUAAUGCGCAUGCCCAGGAGUCCUCGGGCUUUUUGGAUAAUGCUCACGCUGGCACGGCUCCAAGGGUGAGGUUUGGUUCGGAUCAGGGUUAUCCCCCCUCCCAGACACAAUAUGAUCCGGCUGGCUACCGGUGA
This is a messenger RNA of Penicillium waksmanii, 831 nucleotides long. RefSeq lists its product as uncharacterized. The transcript has 2 exons. NCBI's taxonomy places the organism in Eukaryota, Fungi, Ascomycota, Eurotiomycetes, Eurotiales, Aspergillaceae. Bases 1 to 831 code for a protein of 276 amino acids. The record is from RefSeq and is a predicted model, not a curated record.